CACCUUGGGUACCGGAGAAGCGGUAAAGUAUGCAAGAAGAAAGCAGCAAUAACAAAACCAUUAGGAAUUAGCAGCCCUGGAUCACAACUAUCGCGCAUAGACAUGUCCGAUGGAGCCAACACCACCGCUGAAUAUUUGUUGCCGGAUACCAAAAACUUGCAAGAGAUAGAAGGAGACAGAGUCUAGUUGGUUGCAGAUAGGAUGACAGGGUGCCUGUGGCCGUGUGUGGCUGCGGCCGUGGCUGCAUCGGUGACGGCUUCAGGAAGUGGUGCAGGGAGGAGGGGUGGCGGACUUUUCCGGUCGAGGGUGAAGGGGCCAGCAGAGGUGGUACAACAUGCAAGGGAGAUUCUUGUCUACAUCACUGAGAAUCAAGAAGCUAGUAGCGGCAGCGGAAAAUGUGAAGCAAAGUGCGAUCACAAGAUAGCUGAGCUAAGCAAAACCAUCAGAGAUAUGAAAUGCAUUCUAUAUGGCAACGGCGAUGGAGAUCCUAUAGCUGAAGCUUGCACACAGUUGACCAAGGAGUUCUUCAAAGAGAAUACCAAUACCAUGCGUCUAAUAAUAAUCUGCCUUCCUUAUUUGGACUUAGAAGCUCAAAAGGAUGUUACUCAAGUUAUUGCAAACUUACAAAGGCGCAAGGUUGAUUCAAGAAUGGUUGCCUCUGAUUACUUGGAAGCGAACCAAGAUCUUCUGGAUAUUUUAAUGUCUGGGUAUGAAAACAUGGAGAUUGCAAUACAUUAUAGCACUAUGUUGAGGGACUGCAUAUGCCACCAAGUUGCAGCUCGGUAUGUACUAGACUCUGAGCAUAUGAAGAAUUUUUUCGAAUAUAUACAGUUUCCAGACUUCAACAUAGCAUCGGAUGCCUUCAGGACUUUUAAGGAACUCUUGACAAGGCAUAAAUCAAGUGUUGCUGAGUUUUUUUCCAGGAAUUAUGAUUGGUUCUUUGCAGAAUUUAACUCAAAACUGUUAUCAUCUUCCAACUACAUUAUCCGAAGGCAAGCUAUUCAGCUCUUGGGAGAUAUUCUAAUGGAGAGGUCAAACAUGACAGUGAUGGUGUGGUAUGUUAGCUCAAAGGAGCACCUAAUAAUUCUAAUGAAUCUUCUGAGGGGACAAAGCAAGGCAAUUCAAGUGGAGGCCUUUCAUGUCUUCAAAUUGUUUGCUGCCAAUCAGAACAAGCCACCUGAGAUCGUUGGCAUACUUGCCACUAACAAAAACAAGCUCCUUAGGUUCUUAGCAGACUUCACUCUAGACAAAGAGGAUAAGCAGUUCGAAGCUGACAAAGCUCAGGUUAUCACCGAGAUAUCGGCGUUGUAACUGAAGAAUAGGAGAAGCUGGAAUGCACAUUGGUUUCUUCUUGUGUUAACUGGCUGUCAACUUCAUACCAGCCAGCCCAUUUUCGGACGUGCAGACGACACAAUGUGCAACAUCAGCCAUCAGUCGAUAAUUUGGGACUAGUUUAUUUUUUCAUAGGACACAAAGUUAAUAAUAGUAGUGUAAUAAGGAAUGGCAAUGUCAUCCUUUCAUUAUGUCCAGCCACAUAGACACGAUUUAGAACAGUGGUUGAGAAAAAAAAACUGAUUAACUGAAAUCUUCCCCUGCAUUUAGAAAUUUUGUGCAAAUUAACUGGAACAAAAGGAGCAUUAGGGUUUAGGGUGUUUUUGGUUGGCAGGACCAAGUAGAAUCAAAUGAAAUGGUUCUAUGUUUACGGAGAUGGCCAAGUUUGGCCGGAGAACACAAUGCUCGGAGAAGAGAAUGGUUAGAUGAAUGAGUUGAAGAACCAAGUGAUACCACCCAUUUGCCUGCGUUGGUUCCACAUAUCUAUGAAACAUUCCUCCCAGUGUAACCAUCUCAUUACAUUACACUUUGUUCUGCGACAUGUACUGUGUUUUGUUUC
Brachypodium distachyon (stiff brome) is the source of this 1891-nucleotide messenger RNA. RefSeq names its product putative MO25-like protein At5g47540. The coding region runs from base 202 to 1311 and encodes 369 amino acids. The transcript has 11 exons. NCBI's taxonomy places the organism in Eukaryota, Viridiplantae, Streptophyta, Magnoliopsida, Poales, Poaceae. The record is from RefSeq and is a predicted model, not a curated record. Gene Ontology annotation, molecular function: protein serine/threonine kinase activator activity. Gene Ontology annotation, biological process: intracellular signal transduction.